Messenger RNA from Toxorhynchites rutilus septentrionalis, 926 nucleotides. RefSeq names its product 39S ribosomal protein L46, mitochondrial (gene mRpL46). Bases 86 to 883 code for a protein of 265 amino acids. Lineage: Eukaryota; Metazoa; Arthropoda; Insecta; Diptera; Culicidae. The record is from RefSeq and is a predicted model, not a curated record. Gene Ontology annotation, molecular function: structural constituent of ribosome. The transcript is spliced from 2 exons. Gene Ontology annotation, cellular component: mitochondrial large ribosomal subunit.
AGUGUCAAAAACACACAAUCAUAUGGUGUUGUUUUAAAAUAUUUGCGUAACAUUGCGGAGCGUUUAUCCGGAUUUCACAUAGAAAAUGAGAUAUCUUAUUGUUAGGUCAUUGUUUCGUGCGUGUAAUACCGCUAGUGCUCGACGGAUAUCAUCCGAAGCUUCCUCGUCUACCGCCAAAGAAAAAUGGGACAUUUUUGCUGGUGUUCUGGCGGAAAGGCUUCCAGUGAUAACCAAAACACUGACCCCACUUGAGGCCAACUUCAAGACAAUGCUGGGCCAAAUCGAGUUCGAAAAUAGUCUCAAAUCAAAUCAUGAAAUUCGUAAGGAAACGGAGAAACGACAAGUGGAACUACUGAAAGCUGGCAAGCUUGAUUUGGACUCGGAAGCAUUGAAGCAAACCGCUCAGGAUUUGGAGGAUGCAUACAACGAUGAGUUUAGCAAGUUUAAGCCAGCUCCGCGCAUUACCGAGGCCGACAAAAAGAACGACACCAAAUCACUGAAUCGCAAGCUGGAGGAAACACUGAUUUUACUAACGGAACACAAGCUGGGCGACAAAUGUUUAUAUAUAUUACCUCAGGGCAAACACGUAAAAGGUGAAUCCUUAAGACAAACCGCAGAACGAGUGCUAAAAGACGCUGGUGGCAAAGCACUGUCAGUAUCGUUCUACGGAAACGCUCCUAUAGGGUUCCACAAAUACAAAUAUCCAUCGACAGCACGUCAGGAAACUGUUGGAGCUAAAAUAUUCUUCUUCCGGUGCGUACUGAAACCACAAACGGCAAACAUAAGUGGAAAGAACGUCAAAUGGCAAUGGUUGGAUCAAUCUGAGCUACAGAAAACUUUGAAUGAGCACUAUUAUCAGAGUGUAUCACAGUUUUUGUUAUAAUUAUAAUAGUAUAUGAAUAAAACUCGCUUUUGCCGCUCGAGAA